CAAGUCUAGGGUUUUACAACUUCCCUGUACAAAGAGAAGAGAAGCCCUCUAGAAAAAAGAGUCUCCUUAUAUACAGAAAUCAUAAAUACACAUCGUAGUAGAGAUAGACAAAGGGAAAGCGAAAGGAUGAGCAGGCCAAGGUGUUACUUGGACAUAAGCAUUGGAGGAGAGCUCGAAGGAAGGAUUGUGGUGGAGCUUUACGACGACGUUGUUCCUAAAACUGCUGAGAAUUUCAGAGCUCUUUGUACUGGUGAGAAAGGCAUUGGUCCUCAUACUGGUGUCCCCCUCCAUUACAAGGGAUGUCAAUUUCAUCGUGUCAUCAAAGGUUUUAUGGUCCAAGGUGGAGAUAUCUCUGCAGGAGAUGGUACUGGUGGUGAAUCUAUUUAUGGCCUGAAAUUUGAGGAUGAGAAUUUCAAAUUGAAACAUGAAAGAAAAGGCAUGUUAUCUAUGGCCAAUGCAGGUGCCAAUACAAAUGGAUCACAAUUCUUUAUAACAACCACACGUACAUCUCAUUUGGAUGGGAAACAUGUUGUAUUUGGAAAGGUUGUUAAAGGGAUGGGAGUUGUUCGUUCAAUUGAGCAUGCCACUACUGGUGAUGAUGGUGAUUGUCCUGCUGUUGAUGUUUUAAUUGCUGAUUGUGGGGAGAUUCCUGAGGGGGCAGAUGAUGGGAUAUCUAAUUUCUUCAAGGAUGGUGAUAUUUAUCCUGAUUGGCCAGCUGACCUUAAUGAUAGUCCUAAUGAACUUUCUUGGUGGAUGGAUGCUGUGGAUUCCAUCAAGGCUUUUGGAAAUGAUCACUACAAGAAACAAGACUUUAAGAUGGCUCUUAGAAAAUAUCGCAAGGCUUUACGGUAUCUGGAUAUCUGCUGGGAGAAAGAUGGGAUUGAUGAAGAGAAAAGCUCAUCUCUGAGAAUGACAAAGUCACAGAUAUUGACAAACAGUGCUGCUUGCAAGUUAAGAUUGGGUGAUCUGAAAGGAGCAUUGUUGGACACUGAUUUUGCUAUGCGUGAAGGAGAUAAUAAUGUGAAAGCUUUAUUUCGCCAGGGACAGGCACACAUGGCUCUUAAUGAUAUUGAUGCUGCUGUUGAAAGCUUCAAGAAGGCAUUGCAGCUGGAGCCAAAUGAUGCUGGAAUAAAAAAGGAGCUUGCAGCUGCUGUGAAGAAGGUUAACAAUAGGCGUGAUCAGGAGAGAAAGCAAUAUCAGAAGAUGUUCCAAUAACACUUACCUUGCCAACUGGCUAUUGAUUUUCUUAAAUGAUCAAAGCAUCAGAGUUCUUGUGCUAUUUCAUAGGGUGGUAGACUCAACUGGUUCAGGCCUUCUUUUGUUAAAAAACUCUGUUAUUCUGGAGUUAGUAUUAGGUAUUGUCGUUCAGCCUCUGCCUUGGUAUGUUUUUCCCUAAAAGUCCAUUCUUUGUUUCUGUGUAUUUAAAGCAUGCAGAGGGGAAAAAAAUAAAAACCUAUUAUAGUAAAAAGUUAAAUUUAUUAUUUUGAUAUGCCAAAUUGACAUAAUUUCUUGCAUGCGUCUUUAGUUAGUAAGGUCACAAGGAAUGCAUCUUACAUUUAUUACUUUUUUCAGGUUUUGUAGAGGGCGGGAGAAUCUUGAAAGUAAAGGGUAAAAACCAGGUUUGAACCAAUUCAUAUCAGAGUUUCCAUGGACAUUCAGUUCGGAUAGGUUUAGCGAAAAUUAGAACUUGAUUAAUAUUGAGAAAUUACUAUUUGAUGGACAUUAUGUUGUCAUGUUUCAGGAAAAAGUUGGUAUAAAAUAGAUGUUUUUGACUUCGGCCA
Hevea brasiliensis (rubber tree) is the source of this 1781-nucleotide messenger RNA. RefSeq names its product peptidyl-prolyl cis-trans isomerase CYP40. Gene Ontology annotation, molecular function: protein binding; peptidyl-prolyl cis-trans isomerase activity. Lineage: Eukaryota; Viridiplantae; Streptophyta; Magnoliopsida; Malpighiales; Euphorbiaceae. The transcript is spliced from 9 exons. The coding region runs from base 127 to 1215 and encodes 362 amino acids. The record is from RefSeq and is a predicted model, not a curated record. Gene Ontology annotation, biological process: protein folding; protein peptidyl-prolyl isomerization.